UCUUCGGUCUGUAUUCAUUCUUCAAAUUCCUUCAUCCAGAGAUUUAACACUCGGUCAACCUUUUCCCACUCCUUUUGUUCAAACCCCCAUAAAUAAAACCUCAUUCUCUCAUGUUUCUCAUUGCCUUACAUUUCUCGAUCAACGGAGUCAUUCCGAUUCCGGAGUUUUAAAUUCCAGCUUUCUCCGACGCUCUUCGACUGAUUCCAAAACGGGAAUAACGAAAAAAAAAAAAAAAAACUCCGAAAAGAGUUAUCAAAACUUAUUCCCCAAACAGAAUCAUGUCGAGCUGCGCUAGGGUCACCCUAACCCUCUUCAACAUCGCGAUCUUGAUAUACGCAGUCAUUCAAAUAAUAAUGUCGACAACACCGGAUCAACCCAUAAUAGCACUGUGCUCGUACAACAGCGCCUCGUCUUUACAAUGGAUGGGAAUAUUCUUCUUGGUCGUGUCCAUUAUCGGGCUUAUGGGGUCGUGUUUUCGUAUCAAGGCCGUGGAAUCUAUUUACCUGUGGGUCCUCGUUAUCUGGACUGGGGCUACUAUUGUUUUUGCACUCUUUAUUUAUGCUUCGAUGCCGGGACAGUCGCCUUACCUGACGUUUAAUGCGAUCAAUAGGGAAGGGUUUUGGCUGAAGCAGUACAGGCCGGUUUUGCAGACUGCUCUGGUGAAUGAGAAGGAUUGGUAUAGGAUCAAGACUUGUUAUAAGGAAACCCAUAUUUGUGAUGUUUUGAAAAAUGUCACCAACCCGACAACUUCCCGCUUCGUGCAGACGGGGUGCUGCUUUCCUCCGUACCGGUGCUUGAAAUUCAACUCAAACACGAGUUUGUCAUUCAAGAAUAUGGACGACGAAUGCAAGACUUGGUCGAAGUUGGGUGUGGGCAAAGAAUGCUUCGACUGCGACUCGUGCAAGGCGGCUUACCUGGCCAAUUUCCAGGAGCAAUGGGACAGUCACAUUGUUGACGAGGUUUUAAGGAUUUUAUUCCUGGUGGCCGCGUCUGGAUUCGCUUUUUACGUUUACAAGGAAGACGAAAUCCCCAUUGAUCCAAAGCAUGGGAAGCAUGUAAGAAUUUGAAACUCCUUUUUCUUUUUUUAAAUUCUUUUUUGGGGAAAUGCUAGAGCUUCUUCAUUAAAAUGUUUUCAUUGUGUGUGGAAUUGUAACACGUGAUCGAACAGUGUUGUUCUCACAUUACAUUAAUUAACUUUGUAUUACUUCAUUGUAUCUGUAUGAUUAAGUUAUAUAAAAAAAACAAAUUAAGUUAAUAAUUAGUGGGUUGUGAUUGAAUCUAAUUAAUCAAACCCCUACAUCAAAAGGUAGUAUUUCCACGUCAAACUUAUUCAUGCAAGUAUUUAUCAAUGCAAGAAAAUAAAAUAAAGUAGGUCUAUAUUUUUUGUCUGUUUUGAGGUUGUUA
Molecule: messenger RNA, 1404 nt
Organism: Erythranthe guttata (spotted monkey flower)
Lineage: Eukaryota; Viridiplantae; Streptophyta; Magnoliopsida; Lamiales; Phrymaceae
Product: tetraspanin-8
Biological process (GO): auxin-activated signaling pathway
Cellular component (GO): membrane
Source: RefSeq, a predicted model, not a curated record